Camelina sativa (false flax) is the source of this 2135-nucleotide messenger RNA. Lineage: Eukaryota; Viridiplantae; Streptophyta; Magnoliopsida; Brassicales; Brassicaceae. The record is from RefSeq and is a predicted model, not a curated record.
AAAUAUAAUAGAUUAUUAGGACACGAUUGUCAUCUUUUGAUUUGUGUCUUGUGUGCUCCCUCUUUCUUUUCUUCCUCGAUUGAUCUUCUUUAUAUAACCCUACUCUCUUUCUCUUUUCCCAUUCUUUCUAUCAUUCCCUCUCUCUCUCUCUCUCUCUCUCUCUCUCUCGGGAUCUGACCUCUUUCCAGUAACCUAUUCCCGAGGAGCACUGUCAAAUCUUGAUCCAGUCUUUGGUCUUUCAAGGAUCUCUCUUUCUCUCUCUAGUCUUGUGGUGAAAGUGUCAAUUCAAACUCUUCUGAUAACAAGCACGAGAGGAUCAUACAAUAGCCGAAACAUAAAGCUUUGUUAGAAGCUGUUCAAAAAGUUUCAGCUGGAUCAUCUAGAAUUUCUUCAGGUUAUCAUCGACCAAGAAGACUAAAAGAUGAACUCAUUUUCCCACGUUCCUCCGGGAUUUAGAUUUCACCCAACUGACGAAGAACUUGUAGACUACUACCUGAGGAAAAAAGUCGCAUCAAAGAGAAUAGAAAUCGAUUUCAUAAAAGACAUUGAUCUUUACAAGAUUGAGCCAUGGGAUCUUCAAGAGUUAUGCAAAAUUGGGCAUGAAGAGCAGAGUGAUUGGUACUUCUUUAGCCAUAAAGACAAGAAGUAUCCCACAGGGACUCGAACCAAUAGAGCGACAAAAGCAGGGUUUUGGAAAGCCACGGGAAGAGAUAAGGCUAUAUAUUUGAGGCAUAGUCUUAUUGGUAUGAGGAAAACACUUGUGUUUUACAAGGGAAGAGCCCCGAAUGGACAAAAGUCCGAUUGGAUCAUGCACGAAUACCGCUUAGAAACCGAUGAAAACGGAACUCCUCAGGAAGAAGGAUGGGUUGUGUGUAGGGUUUUCAAGAAGAGACUGGCUGCAGUUAGACGAAUGGGAGACUACGACUCAUCGCCUUCACAUUGGUACGACGAUCGACUUUCUUUUAUGGCCUCCGAGCUUGAGACGAAUGGUCAACGACGGAUUCUCCCCAAUCAUCAUCAUCAGCAACAGCACGAACACCAACAGCAUAUGCCAUAUGGACUCAAUGCAUCUGCCUACGCUCUCAACAACCCUAGCUUGCAAUGCAAGCAAGAGAUAGAACUACACUACAACCACAUGGUACAACAAAAUCAUCUUCUUGGUGAAUCUCAUUUAUCAUUCUUCCAACUUCCUCAGCUAGAAAGUCCUAAGAUUCAACAAGAUAACAGUAAUUGCAACUCUCUUCCUUACGGAACAAGCAACACCAAUAAUAACUCGAGCCAUAAUGCUAAUUUGCAGCAAUCAAAUAUCGCGCAUGAAGAACAACUAAAUCAAGGGGAUCAGAGCUUCAGCUCUCUAUACAUGAACAACGACAACGAGCAAGUGAUGGACCAAGUCACUGACUGGAGAGUUCUCGAUAAAUUUGUUGCUUCUCAGCUCAGCAACGAGGAGGCCGCCACUGCCUCUGCUUCUCUACAGAACAAUGCCAAGGAAACAAGCAAUGCUGAGUACCAAGUUGAUGAAGAAAAAGAUCCAAAAAGGGUUUCAGACAUGGGAGAAGAAUAUGCAGCUUCUACUUCUUCUAGUUGUCAGAUUGAUCUAUGGAAGUGAGCAGACAGAAUAUUAUCUCAUAUAAAUGCAUAUAAAUAUAUAUAAUAUACGUACACACGAACACAGUACUAAUCAAGUGUAGAUGAUGAUGGUACAGAUUUAUGUUUGACUUGAUUUUCAAUUACUACAUUAUUGAACUGAUGUUAUAUGCAUAUAGACAUUGCGUAUCUAUGCAUGUACUCAAUAUGAUUAACCAUAUGUAAACUCUAAUCUAAAUGUAACUUCAAUAUUUUUUUAAUAAUAAUUGUCUCUUCCCACUAUUUUAGUAUUUAGAUAAUCUUCUAGCGAAAUAUACUCAAACACUAACAAAAAAACCUCAAAUUUAUCUAUCACACAUUCUCUCUGUAAUAUAUCCACAUCUCAAUUUGUUAUUUUAGAUGUGUUCACUUUUUAAUAUAACAAAUUUCAGACACUUGAAUUUCAUAUUUCUGGACAACUAUGCAUGAAUUAUGUACUUAAUAUAUAUGUACAAUAGUAAAAUACACACAAUCUACAAAGGUCAUAAGCAUAUAUAGCAAAUUCAGAA